AUGCCUCUCACCGAAAACCGCGCUUUGCGCAUCCUCGACCACGCCUCCAAAAACCACUACGGCGUGCCCGCAAUGUGCUGCUACAAUGUCGAAGGUAUUCUCGCUACAGUCCGCGCCGCAGAAGCCAAGCGCGCCCCUGCCAUGAUCCUUCUCUUCCCCUGGGCAAUUCACUACGCCGACGGAAUCCUCGUGCACGCAGCCGCGGAAGCAGCGCGCAAAGCUACCGUCCCCAUCACAGUGCACAUGGACCACGCGCAGACGCCGGAGAUUAUUCGCUACGCAGCAGAUCUGGGCGGGUUCGAUAGUAUCAUGGUUGACAUGUCGCACUAUGAGAAAGCGGAGAACCUUGCGCUGACGAGGGAGUUGGUGGAGUAUUGCCAUGCGCGGGGUAUUGCUACGGAGGCGGAGCCCGGGCGGAUUGAAGGUGGGGAGGACGGGGUUGCGGAUACGGCUGAUCUGGAGGGAUUGUUGACUACGCCUGAGGAGAGUCGGGAGUUUGUUGAUACGGGGAUUGAUUGGUUGGCGCCUGCUUUUGGGAAUGUGCAUGGGGAGUAUGGACCGCGGGGGAUUCAGUUGGAGUAUGAGAGGUUGAAAUCGAUUAAUGAGGCAGUUGGGAGGGAGGUGAGGCUUGUUCUUCAUGGGGCGGACCCUUUCAGCAAAGAGAUUUUCCAGAAGUGCAUUGAUUGUGGAGUGUCGAAGAUUAAUAUCAACAAGGUGUUGAAUAAUGAGUAUGUCAAGGUGCAGGCGGAAAAGGCUGGGAAGGUGCCUUUGACUACUUUGUUGGAGGAGGCUACAAAUGCGAUGCAGAAGGCUGUGGAGGGUUGCAUUGAUAUGCUGGGCGCCGGAGGGAGAUAUCCUUGA
Messenger RNA from Penicillium odoratum, 861 nucleotides. RefSeq names its product class II fructose-bisphosphate aldolase. The transcript has a single exon. The coding region runs from base 1 to 861 and encodes 286 amino acids. Gene Ontology annotation, biological process: carbohydrate metabolic process. Gene Ontology annotation, molecular function: aldehyde-lyase activity; zinc ion binding. The record is from RefSeq and is a predicted model, not a curated record. NCBI's taxonomy places the organism in Eukaryota, Fungi, Ascomycota, Eurotiomycetes, Eurotiales, Aspergillaceae.